Messenger RNA from Schistocerca americana (American grasshopper), 3674 nucleotides. Its product is annotated as angiopoietin-related protein 6-like. The transcript has 13 exons. The record is from RefSeq and is a predicted model, not a curated record. NCBI's taxonomy places the organism in Eukaryota, Metazoa, Arthropoda, Insecta, Orthoptera, Acrididae. The coding region runs from base 93 to 2333 and encodes 746 amino acids.
CUACUAGUAGUAGUACACCGCCGUUGACAGAAGUCCGUUGGCUUGUGUGCGGGAUGUUCGUCUGCUAGCGCGCGGCCCGGCUACCUCCGAGGAUGUUCGCUAAUCAGCGCGUGCUGUGCGUGAUGUGCGCCGCCGUGCUGACGACCGCGGCCCACGUGACCAGCCAGGGCUCCGAGGACCGCCUGUGGGAGGAGAUGGGCAGCCUGCGAGUCCUCAUGAGCGCCGUCGCAGAGUCGCUGGAGAAGUUCAACACGCUGUACCUGGGGAAGCUGGAGCACCGGAUGGUGACGACGGCGACCACGCUGUCCAGCAUCGACAGCAACGUGAAGAACCUGCAGGAGCGCGCCCACGUCUGGGACACGUUCCAGCUCCACGUGGCCGCCUGGAACGAGCAGAUCAACAUCCUCCACAAAAAGGUCGACAUCCUGUCCAGGGGCCAGGAGCGGCUGGAGACGCUGGACGUGCGGCUGUCGCAGCUGCAGGGCCUGGAGGCGGCGGUGGAGCGCGUGUCGGGCCGCGUCGACUCGGCCGACCGCCGGCUGAUGGCGCUGACGCGAGCCGUGGAGCGCCGCACCCACCACGGCGCCGCCGGGCCGCUGCUCGGCGAGUUCGCCUCCAGGGGGGUCCUCAGCACGCUCCGGCUCAUCGAGCGGAAGGUGGACCGGCUGCAGAACGGCGUGCUGACGGGCGGCGGCGGGGGCGGCGGGGGGCGGCGGCGCGGCGGGGGCGGCCGUGACGAGGUGCUGGAGGCGGGCGCCGGCGCCGAGGAGCGCGGCCGCUACGUCAUCCGCUGCCAGACGCCCGCCGUGCUCGAGGAGCUGCUCAGGGACGUCGCCUCCAAGGUCGACGUCAUCUUCGACAAGGUGACUGCAGGCUCCGACCUGCCGGACCUGGGCGGCGACGACGACGACCAGGAGCCCAACAACGAGCUGCGCCACCUGCAGGAGCACAAGGUCGUCGACAGGCUGUGGCGGCGGCUGACGGCGCCGCUGAAGCGGACGGCACGCGCGCUGGAGGCGGUGGAGGCGACGGUGGGCAACGCGACGGCGGGCCAGGCGGGCGCGCUCGUGUCGCUGGAGCAGUGCUGCGCCGAGACGCGCCGCGUCGCCUCGCAGGCCGACCAGCUGGUGCGCCAGGUGGAGGCCGCCGUGGCCGGCGUCGCCGCGCGCGACCACAAGCUCGACUCCAGGCUGCAGGCGCUAGAGACGAGGCUACUGGAGACGUGCGCCGCCCGAGAAGGCCACAACGGUAGCUGGCAGGGAGACAGUGGUGGCGGCGGCGGUGGCGGCGGCGGUAGCAGUGGCAGGAACAGCAAUUCCAGCUCCAGCUCCAACACCGGCUCCAGGAGAGACGGCGUCUGGGUAGUAGGAGGUGCAGGCCGCGGCAGAGCGCCGCCCGACGACUCGGACGAACUGGAGGCGCCUGGCUCCGACCAGCCCGACGAGGAGGGCAGCGGGUCGGACCUGGAGCCGGAACCGCCGUUCCUGCCGACGGCGGGGGCGGAGGCGGAGCCGGAGCCGGAGGGGGCGGACGGCGGCCGUACCGACGAGGAGGCGGGCGCGGCGGCGCCGGGGGCGGCGCCGGUGUCGGGCUGCGAGGACCUGGCCGCGGGGGCGGCGGCGGUCGGGGGGGUGCGCCGCCUGGGCGCCGCAGACCUCAACGAGGCCGGCAGGGACUUCCGCCUCCGCUACUGCCACUGGGACCACGAGGGCCGCGCCUGGACGGUGAUCCAGCGCCGUGGGGACUACGGAGACAGCCCUCUCAACUUCACCCGCACGUGGGACGAGUAUCGUCACGGAUUUGGCGACCUGGACAAGGAGUUCUGGUUCGGCAACGACUUCCUGCACAGAUUGACCCACGAGAAGGAGAUGAUGCUACGAAUUGAGCUGGAAGCCUUUGACGGCCGUACUGCAUGGGCCGAGUACAACACAUUCAGGGUGGCGGCUGAGAGCCAGUGGUACCGGCUGUCGGUGACGGGGUACCGCGGCAACGCCUCGGACUCGUUCUCCGCGCACAACGGCGUCUACUUCAGCACCGUGGACAACAAGCAGGACCAGGCGCCAGAGUGCUGCCCCUGCGCCCGCUCCUACGGCGGCGGCUGGUGGUUCUACAGUUGUUUCGAAGCCAACCUCAAUGGUGUCUGGUUUGCUCCGGGACAACCACGGCCAUCUUACAGAGGCAUUAUCUGGCAGUACUGGCUUGGAGAUCGCUCUCUAAGAAGAGUCACCAUGAUGAUACGUCCACGUGAUCCGCCUCCCACAAUUGGAGAUUCUGAAUUUGAAGAGCGGUCGUCUGAUGAUGUGCCUCCAAUUGAUAUACCAGAGGACCCAUAGUACUUCGGCUGUGACUAAUAGUGAAAGUGUUGUAAGUUCCAGAACUAGUAAACAGAACAUUUACUUUUGCCCUAAUAGUUGCACAUAAUACAAUGUACAGAGACAUAUGGAGAUAUGUGAGGACUCAAGAGUUUUCUAGUGACCACAUUUUUUAAUAAACACAAAAAGCAAAGAAAAUAAAUAAAAUACAUUUACUAUCAUAGGUGAGAAUUUUUCUUGUACAUAAAGACUGUCUAUCAGAAAUAUCACAUACAAAUUUGGUAUUAUAUGUAUUAUUAAAACUAAUUUAAAAUCACACUAAAGCAUUUAUUUAUAUUUACUGUUAUCAGAGACAUCUUGAAUACAUACCAUAGUUUAUAGUCUGCUACAGGCUUUAAUAUUUCAUGUAUUUUGUAUUAAAUAUUUUGUUCAAUGGUACAAAGUUAAUAAAAGAAACAAUUUCAUUUCAAGGUAACACUAAAAUCACAUCAAAUUCCACUUACAUCAUUAGUAUGUUAGAACAGUCACAAUGGGGAGAUUAUCAGAAAUAAAAUGUAAUUGUUGAACACAUAAAAUUAUAUGGCAUCUGUGAGUUUAAUUCGUAUAUAUAAAGCAAGCUAUUGGUCUUUCUCCCAAGCAAAGUGGUUAGCUUCUUUUUGUCACAUUCUACAUCUAUAUUCUGCAAACCCCUGUGAAGUGCAUGGCAGAGGGUGAUUCCAUGAAAAACAAACACUACACUGAUUCACAUAGCAUCGAUUUUGCAUGGCCUUUAUCAUGGUAGUUUGUCAGUAUUAUCUACCACACAUUACUGAAUUUCCAUCACUUUACAUAAUGUAUAGAUAAAAUCCUUAAUCAAUUCAUUAAUCAAAUGAUUUUUCAUGUACUUUUUCAUUGAGUGCAAAAUCAAAAUGAAGAAAUAAAAAUGCUGAAUAGUUUUUCACAUGCAGCAGUUACAUGAUUAUUGUAUAAUAGUUACAAUUAUAUAGCUCCAAGAGGCUCUGUAAUAUAUUUUAAUAUACAGCUUUGUAAAUUAACAAUAUAGAGUGCUCCAAACAUGCAAACUACAUCAUCUUAUUACUUUUGUAAUUAAUUUAUUUUUGUACUAGUGUUAUAAUGUGUAGAGAUUGUUUUUUAUCACAAUAAUAGCAAUAAUGUCAGAUUGCUAGCUAAAGAUUCAUUAUUUUAAAUUGACAGAGAUGGUUUGGAAUUUUUCACCUAUUGAGAUUACGUGAAAUACUUGUAGUGGCAAUAUGUCAGUUUUAAAUGUGUGACUAAUAACAUGUGGAAACCAGUACUCAAUGUUUAUUACUGGUUUACGGUUGUAUAUUUUAUAUGUAGUACAAAUAAACUUAAUAAUAAAUG